AAUAUCGCAUUUUUAUAUCGAUUUCGACACACUAUAUUUCGCGCAUCACUAUGGUCUUUCAAUUUUGACCGUCUGUGAGAUUGACGGGUCGUAAUCAUGGGUCGUGUAAUACGUGCUCAGCGUAAGGGUGCCGGUUCAGUUUUCGUUUCUCACACGAAGAAGAGGAAAGGCGCUCCUAAACUUCGCUCUUUAGAUUACGCUGAACGUCAUGGAUACAUCAAGGGAGUUGUUAAGGAUAUAAUCCAUGACCCUGGUAGAGGUGCACCUUUGGCUGUUGUACACUUCCGCGAUCCAUACAAGUUCAAGACAAGGAAGGAGCUCUUCAUUGCUCCCGAAGGGCUCUACACAGGCCAAUUUGUUUAUUGUGGAAAGAAAGCAACUCUUGAAGUUGGAAAUGUGAUGCCUGUUGGAGCUAUGCCUGAGGGUACCAUUGUGUGCAAUCUUGAAGAGAAAAUGGGUGAUAGAGGUCGUCUGGCACGUGCCUCUGGAAACUUCGCCACUGUGAUUGGACACAAUCCUGAUGCUAAGCGUACAAGAGUAAAGCUACCGUCUGGAGCCAAGAAGGUUCUGCCAUCAAGCAACAGAGGCAUGGUCGGUAUUGUUGCUGGAGGUGGACGUAUUGACAAACCUAUUUUGAAAGCUGGAAGGGCAUACCACAAGUACAAGGUCAAACGUAACUGCUGGCCAUAUGUACGUGGUGUUGCCAUGAACCCUGUAGAGCAUCCUCACGGUGGUGGUAACCAUCAACAUAUAGGUAAGGCUUCCACUGUCAAGAGAGGAACAUCUGCUGGUCGCAAAGUUGGUCUUAUUGCUGCUCGCAGGACCGGAAGGAUUCGUGGAGGCAAGACCGAUACAAAGAAGGAGACCUAAAUUUAUUAUUAAGUCUAUUAAAAAUCUGUAAAAAUA
Molecule: messenger RNA, 906 nt
Organism: Bombyx mandarina (wild silkworm)
Lineage: Eukaryota; Metazoa; Arthropoda; Insecta; Lepidoptera; Bombycidae
Gene: RpL8
Product: ribosomal protein L8
Biological process (GO): cytoplasmic translation
Cellular component (GO): cytosolic large ribosomal subunit; ribosome
Molecular function (GO): structural constituent of ribosome; RNA binding
Source: RefSeq, a predicted model, not a curated record